Polypterus senegalus (gray bichir) is the source of this 7500-nucleotide messenger RNA. RefSeq names its product synapsin-1-like. Gene Ontology annotation, biological process: neurotransmitter secretion. Gene Ontology annotation, molecular function: ATP binding. The record is from RefSeq and is a predicted model, not a curated record. Lineage: Eukaryota; Metazoa; Chordata; Cladistia; Polypteriformes; Polypteridae. The transcript is spliced from 13 exons. Bases 756 to 2987 code for a protein of 743 amino acids. Gene Ontology annotation, cellular component: synaptic vesicle membrane; synaptic vesicle.
CUCCCCCCAUGCAGCAUCACUUCACUAGCAGCCGCCGGCGGAGAAGAGCAAGGGAGACAGGCGGAGAGGAGCAUCUGACAGCCGGGAGAAUACAUUUUCCAAAAGAUCAAAAAAAAAAAUUAUGCGCCUGUGCAUUUGCAGGUAGCCUGCUAUCAUUUCAGAAAUUAAAACCGAAUCAUAUUUUCUGAUUCUUUUUUCGAAACAAGAGAGCGGUGUGUAGAAGACGAAGAAGGGAAUGCUAGAGUGUUGCACGGGAGCGAGAAGAGGAGGAAAUGGUGAAAAAAUAUCAGGGCAGUUGGUGAAAACGGAGAUGAUUUGCUUCACAACAGAGUGAACCCCCCGACAAACGUGUUCAAGAAAGGCGCUUGGAGGAGUUCAUAAUACAUUAGAGUUAAAAAAAAAAAAAAACGACGUUGUAGCAAUUUUCGUUAUUGAAGAAUCCUGCUGUCAAAAAAAGACUGCGAGGAAAAUCUACAGCCAGCGAUCGUUCAUUAACCCCCGCCCUGCUAAUCUGGACCCGAUCUCCGGAUUGAAGGUUCACUGAUUACUUGGAACUCAUCGCGCACGGCCACCAGCCGCUACAACUGGGUGUGCGGUGAAGCUCCGUCAAUCUGGAUCGAACAAGCGCGCUGACUUUCCUCCUGCUUAUUUGAACCCAAGUCCGAUCAUUUCACUGAACUAACUACUGCCAGGGGCACUUUUCUUCAGAAUUUCGAUCAUCUCUUUUUUGGAAGAAGCCAACUACCCUUAGCAAAAUGAAUUACCUGCGCCGCCGCCUGUCUGACAGUAAUUUCAUGUCCAACCUGCCGAAUGGCUACAUGAGCGACCUGCAGAGGCCAGAUCCCCCUCAACCUAGUCCAGCCGUGUCUCCCGCCCCCCCCGAGCGCCGCCAGUCUACCAGCCAGUCCGGUGGUGGAGGCUUCUUCUCCUCCAUCUCGAAUGCCGUGAAGCAGACCACCGCCGCGGCAGCUGCCACCUUCAGCGAAGCCACCUCUGGCAGCAGCGGGGCGUCCCGUGCCAAAAUCCUGCUGGUCGUGGACGAUCAGAGCACCGACUGGGCCAAGUUCUUCAGGGGAAAGAAGGUGAAUGGGGAAUUUGAGAUCAGAGUGGAGCAGGCAGAAUUUUCUGAACUCAACCUGGUGGCACAUGCAACUGGCAGCUAUUCAGUGGACAUUGAUGCACUCCGCAAUGGCGCCAAGGUCACAAAGUCCAUCAGGCCAGAUUUUGUCCUGGUUCGUCAGCAUGCCUUCAGCAUGGCAAAGAACGGCGACUUCCGCAACAUUGUCAUUGGACUGCAGUAUGCUGGACUGCCUGGUGUCAACUCCCUGCACUCCGUGUACAACUUUUGUGACAAGCCCUGGGUGUUUUCUCAGCUGACCAGGCUAUAUAAGAAGCUGGGACCAGAUGACUUCCCGCUGAUUGAACAGACCUACUAUCCAAACCAUAAAGAGAUGAUCACAACUCCAAAGUUUCCAGUGGUGGUGAAAAUGGGACAUGCGCACUCCGGCAUGGGAAAGGUGAAGGUGGAUAAUCACUAUGACUUCCAGGACAUUGCUAGUGUGGUGGCUCUGACCAAGACGUAUGCCACAUCUGAGCCUUUCAUUGAUGCUAAAUAUGAUGUGCGUGUUCAAAAGAUUGGCAACAACUACAAAGCCUACAUGAGAACGUCCAUUUCUGGAAACUGGAAAACCAAUACAGGAUCUGCAAUGCUGGAGCAGGUGGCAAUGUCUGACAGGUAUAGACUGUGGGUGGAUUCCUGCUCAGAGCUGUUUGGGGGCCUUGAUAUUUGUGCUGUAGAGGCUCUCCAUGGAAAGGAUGGCAAAGAUUACAUUAUUGAGGUGGUCGGCUGCUCUAUGCCUCUCAUUGGAGAACAUCAGGAUGAAGACCGUGGUCUCAUAGCAGACCUGGUUCUCAGUAAGAUGAACCAGACCAUGGCGAGAACACCAAUUCCAUCUCCAGUUCGGCCGCCUACAGCCCAGACAGCCCAGACAGCUCAGCCCACAAUGCAGCAAGCUGUCUCACCUCAGCCUGCCCAAGCACAGCAAAGACUUCCUGGUGCCCAGCAAGGACCCCCAGCCCAGCAGCGUCCUCCUCCACAAGGUGGGCCUCAACAGCCUCCUCAAAGUUCUCAAGGUGUUCGUCAAGGCCCUCCCUCACAGCAGAGACCACCACCUCAGGGGCAGCCAAUACAAGGCUUAAGUCAACCACCACCCCAGCAGCAGCAGCAGAGAGCUCCAAGCCCUAGCACCCAGCACCCUACAUCUCCAGCCCCAGUACAGCAGCAAAGGCAGCCUAGUCCUGGGGGUGGAGGCCAAGCAGGGCCACCACAACAACGACAGCCAGGACCAGGUGCUCAGCAGCCACAGCAGAAACCAUCAUCUGGUCAAGGAUCACCACAAAGAAGUCAAUCAGGAUCUCCUCAGAUGCAAAGGCAGCAGCCUGCCCCAUCUCAGCAACAGCCACAACAGAGGCCAACUGGUGCAUCAGUGCAGAAACCCAUUGGGGUUCAGCAACAGCAAAGGCCACCACAGCAAAGGUCACAAGGGCAAGGGGCACAGCCACAGCCUCCUCGACAGCCCACACAAGGGGUUCCACAAGCCUCUCAACAGCAGCAACAGAGGGCAUCAUCCCAGGGUCCUCCACCACAGCAACAGGGUAGACCCAUGGCACCCACAACUCAGCAGCCUCGGCCUUCAGCUCAAGGGCAAGGGGGUCCCUUAGGAAUGGGAGGUCCUGGAAGUGUAGGGAACCGCCCUCCUGUACAGCAAAAACCAUUGCCUCCACAGAAGCCCAGCCAGGAACAGAGCCAAGGAAUGGGAUUGCCUUCGCAGCCGCAUCCCCAACUCAACAAAUCCCAGUCUCUUACCAAUGCCUUCAACAUUCCAGAAACCUCGGCGACUCCCCGUUCAAGCCUUAGCCAGGAUGAAGUGAAGGCCGAGACCAUCCGCAGCCUGCGCAAGUCCUUUGCGAGUCUCUUCUCGGAUUGAAAACGGCCACCCUCAACUGACAUCCACGACUGAAAACAGAAAUGUCCUCUGAGCCUCUGUGAAGAGCUACCCCCUCCAUGUGUGGUACUUCGAAUGAAGAAAUGGAAGAUACAAACUUUGUAUAUAACGCACAAACACACAUAUACACAUGAAAAAUGAACACUUCUUUACCAACAUAAUCAAAGAUCCAUGCAUGUUUUGCUUUCUGUCAUUAAAUGUGGACACUUCUCACAAUGACAUUUACCACAAACAAAUCUUGUUUAGUACAUUAUGGAACACUGCCCUCUUUUGGUAAUACAAGGUAACAAAUUAUUUAUGUUUCAGUUUAAUUUUACUUACUAUAGCAGUUUCCCUUAGACUUCAUUUAAAAAAAAAAGUAUUAAAGUAGAGUGUAGAGGCACUACAUAGAAAUCCUAUUGCACCAAAAUUAGUGUUAACAUUUCUUAAGAGAUUAUGGAGAUGUCUAGUGUGUUGGAGUGUUUUAACACAACACGUGAGCACUAUGUCAGCAAAUGCACAUUGCUGAACUAUGUGAGUUACUGUUGCUCUAGUUUAAGUCCAGUGAUGCUGAGCCAUAUUCAUCAUUACUUUCCCUGACAGAGCACUGUGCUUAUUUGCCCCAUUUUUUAUGGCCUUUCAUUGUUGGCUGGGUUUUAUUUUACUGUAUAUAAUGGGAUCUGGCAUUGGUGUGCACUGAUUACAGCAAAUUUACUUUUGGUUAGAGAUGUAAUUCCUACUAUUUAUAGCCUACUAUAAAUUCUCAAGAAUCUCAGCCACAUGAUUGUAUAUGUACUGAGAUCAGGUAUCAAUUGGUUGGACUUUAAAAAUUAAUUGAUCAGAAAUUGGAUAUGACUCGUGUGAAACACAGUCAGUAGGUUAUCAAAAUGUAGAAAAUGGUUACCAACCUUACAAUAAUUAUUAACUGUCCCGUCAAGAUCUGCGUCCUGCCUUGAGCACACUGCUGCUGACAUAGACUGCAUAAAACACACUGAAGAAUAUCCAUGCAAGAAUAUAACAUAAUCGGUGAACCUACCUGAGAGUUUCCCCAAGAACCCAGCAUCUCUACAUAUCCCUCAGACUGGUAGCUAGUGGUCUACCAAACAUAUAGAUAGCACACCAGCACCACGACACUAGUUUGAUGCCGAUGCACACAAACCUCCAAACUGCCCACAGUACUGCUGAGCAUCAAGAAGUGACCCUCAAAAAACAUGCAGUUUCUGUAAUAAAAAUAAAUGACUGAAAUGACUUCCCCUGAAGUAAGGGACUCUAAAUACAUGACAAACUUUAUUUAAUUUUUCUUGCAUAUGCAAGACCGGUCAUUUCCUCCUCUUCCUCCAUGGCCUUCAGUAGAUUUUUUAAUAACUGUUUAGGUUUCUGUUUAUAUUCCAAGUAUUCCGCCCAAAGAGGCUUACUGUUCUAUUCUUUGUUUUCUCAUCCCUGGACAUAUUGUUAUUUAUACAGUUAAACAUCUACUCAUAGGAUUUUUCUUUUAAUCUGUGUAUAAUAUUGAGCUGACAAACAACUCUAGCGGGCUGUAAUAAUAACUGAAUACCUCCUUUGGCAUUUUAGUUAUCUUGCACUCUAACAGCUGAGUUGUUGGGACAACUUGGCCAUUAGUUAAAAAAAAAAUCUUGAUGGACUGAAAGGUCUCCUUUUAUUUCUCAAACAUCUUGUGUUCACUUUAUUAUCUAAAGUUUCCAUAAUUUAGUUAGGACAUCAAAGAAAUGAGAAGUGCUCUUAACCAUGGAUAUCCCCACUGUGGGAAUUGCACCCAGCCAUGCAGUAGUCUAUUCAUGUAUGCAUAUGGCACCUGGUCUUGCAUACCAAUGAAAAUAAAGUUGAGAGCACACAGACAAUCCCGUUCCAAAUCUUAAGGGAUCCUUCAAGUGGAGUUCUUCAAUUCAGUUGCCAUUAGUGCCCCCCAACCUUCUUUACUACGUCUUUGUCAUAGAAAUGUCUUACUUGAUUUUUUGCCACUAUCUCCGAGAGGUUUAGGUAAUGAAGCAAUUUCCACACAUAUGGUGAAGGCUGUGGCUCUGUUGCAGAGCACAUUAUACACUGCUGAAAUAUCUUUUUUUGCCCACUUGGUGGAGCAAAAUUCUAUGCAACAUCCAGUUUAAUGGAAAUUAUCUGUAUGAUACUUUCUGCCUGUGUUCUGGUUAGCACCCCCGUCCUGUUCUGUUACAUAUUCAAAGGUUUCCCUUUUACUCGCCAAAUAUCACAGGCAGUGGUAGAUGUACAUGAACAAGUUUACAGCCAAGCUCUAGCUUCUUCAGGAUUAGAGUAUUGUCUUGUUUUUCUUCUACUCAUUUCUCCUGUUAAGAAUAAUGACAAGUCUGUAAGUGGACAGAAAUCUUUGGGCAAAAUUAAACUGAUGAAUUUAAUUUGGAGUUUGAGAGCAUUUAAAGAUACCACCUUCUGUUCCUAUUUUCACACCAUUUCUAGAAUGUGAAUACGGUUUUACUGUUUGGCUUCAAUAAAUCCUUCUCUGCCUCAUCUGUUUAAGUGAUACUUGCCAUAUAAAACUAACUAAAGAAAUAUAAAAAUACAUCUUCAGAUCAGAAAAAGAGGGAAGGGGAACUUACAAACCCUGAUAUUUUUGAAAGUCUAAUAGAAGGGGUUCAGCAGUUUUCUGGGCUAUUGGAGCUUUUCAUUUAACCCAAACUCCACCAUCCUUGUGUGGCUAAAGCAGUGGCAUCACUUCUUUGCCGAUGGCUUCAGUGCCAUAGGAUUUCUGUGUCACUUUACAUGUAUUUCUCUCAUUCUGUUUUCUCUAAUGUAGUAUAAUGGUUGUUUUCCCAUUUAUUUUGUAGAGGUCCUCACUUUCACUUGUAAAUACAGUCCCUCUUCACCCAUGCAUCCAAUGCGAAAACUUGUGAUAAAAGUGCAAAACUGUGUAGAAGUUGUACUGUAUGCAGUAAAAUCCGAUGAAGUACUGUACAGUUAGUGAGUAUUCACCUAUGAACCCUUUGUUGACCCGUUUUUUCUCUUGAAGUCUCAGUUUUUGUGCCUGUGAUGCUGUCUGUGUGUUCUGGAAUGCCUGCUCUCUUCUCUUUUGUUAAAUCUUUUCAUAAGCUUUUGGAGUCCCUGGUUUAUGCUGUUCUAGAGCAUUUUAGAAGCCACAUUUCAGAUCAGUCUCACAGCAUCUGAGAGAGCUGAGCUGUUGAAUUAAAAAAUAAUAAUAAAUUAAAAAGCUAAGACCUGAAGCUACAAAAAUAGGGUUAAAUCCAUCCAGUCUACAACUCUUCCAUAAAAUCAUUCAACUAUAAAGCUUAAAAUAUAUCAGGAGUGUGCUUUUGCAAACUUAUAUAUCUAGAGAAUAUUUACAUCCACCCUGUAGUGGACUGCUAUUAAUUUCAAGAAUGGUUCCCUUUUUUAUGGAAAAUUCUUUCAACAUAGGUUCCAUUUCCCUACAACCUUAAAAUGGAAAUGAAUGGGCUAUAUUUGCAUUUAGAAACUACGUAGGCAGGAGAGAACUCAACAAUAAUUAAGCAAUCGGGUACUAGCAAGACACAAGACAACCCCCAAAGAAGACAACUGCUCGUUGUCACAUUUUAAUCUUAGUGCUGUGAUUCCAGAGCUCUAAUUUAGUGUCAAGUAGUGAGCUCUUAAAAUAAGUGAAAUAGUAAAAGAUGAGUAGAGCACAUUGACACAGCUCACAGUUUGUUUUUGUUUUAAUUGAUGCCACAACUCCACUGUCUACCAUAAAAUAGAAUUCCAAAAGUUAUGAUAAACUCUCUCUGGAUUUACUAACUUGAUGGAUAUGUAAGCAGGAACCAGGCAAAUAAUACAAAAAGGGACUGGAGUGGAGGUUAACCAUCAUUUUAGUGGCUUCAAGUCCAACUGGCCACAUUGCCUAUAUUAUCACUACAGUAUCAACAAUCAAAUGAUAACGGACUGGGUUUUAGAAAUAAUUUUAAAGCGGCAAAUAGGCAGUGGACCAAACUAGCAGGCAUUUAAACAAACAGAUACAGCUCUCUGAGUGGUGGGAUUUGUUAUCUGAGAUUUUGACUCAGCUCAAGCAACAGCAUCCACUAUUAUUAUUUUUUUUUAUUCUGAGGUAUACAUAAAUGGUGCAAUCCUGACCAAUACCUAUAUACCCUCUGGGAACAAACAUUCAGAAACAUGUAUAUUCCCAGUGCAAUAAAGCAGUAAAAAUGAUGUGCAUUUUUGACUGUUGUGAAAAACGUUUUUUGAAACAUUUACUUUGCUGAUUGAACUCUGAAUGUAGUCGAAGUCUUGUAGUGCAAUAUUAUGUCCUGCAGUUUGGAAUGUUGUGUUUGUUUGUUUGACACCUGUGUAUUCUAAAAAUUAUAUAAAUAUAUAAAUAUAUAUAAACAAGAACUGAAUCCAUCAGCCACUGCAGAGUUACCGUGACCAAGCUGUGUAUCAAGUACUUUCCUGUAAAAACAUAUCUUUAAUGUGAUUGUAGUUGUGACAAUAAAUAUGGAAAUCAAUUUCUGUGCUAUAAGAUUCAUUCAGAAAUUAUUACAAUAAAUCAAUUAUUAAGCUA